GGCUCAUUGACCUGGGCUAGGCCUACCGCUCAACACCGUACCCAGGAUGUCAGGUAGGAUGCGAACGGAGGUCAUAGGACGAUAACCGUGCGGAAGGCCGCUGGGAAGCAUAUAUCCAUUACGGUAACAGGAAAACACCCGUGAACACGACUGCCUUCCGAAACGACCACAGCAAGAUGCCAACUUAUGUCGUUACAGGAGCAAGCAGGGGUAUCGGGCUAGCUAUUGUCGAUGAACUGUUGAAGGACGAAAGCAACAUCGUUGUCGCAGCUGUGCGGGAUCGGAAUGCUCAGGGUCUGCAAGACGUUCGCUUGAAGCAUCUCGACAGUCGCCUCGAAGUUGUUCAUCUGGAUCUCGGAGACCCCGCCAGUAUCCGUCAGGCCGCUGCCGAGGCGUCGGGCGUCCUCGAGGGUGGUCUGGACUACCUGAUCCAUUGCGCAGGUGUCAGCUUACAAGACCUCACGCCUUUUGAACAAGUAGACCUUAAGCUGCACGAGGAGCAGCUUCGUCUGAACGCUGUUGCCCCCAUCGAAGUGAUACGCUCCUUCCUUCCGCUCAUCAGGCAAGGAACGGGCAAGAAGAUCACGCUCCUGUCGUCGGGACUUGCGUCUCUGCAGAACGCCCCCUACCUACCGGGGUAUUGCGAGAGCUAUUCGGUAUCAAAGGCGGCCUUGAAUAUGUUAGCUCGCAAGUGGGGCGCGUCGCUGAGAACAGAGGGAAUCACGACUAUCUUGGUUCAUCCGGGAUGGGUCGACACGGACAUGGGCAACUCAACCAAAGGCUGGAUGUCAGAGCGCUUUCCGCAGGUCAAGCAAAUCUCGCGCUUGGAGUCUGCAAUUGGAUGCCUGCAGGUUUUGAACGAUGCGAAGCUGGAGGAUGCGGUGUGCUACUACGCUUGGGACGGCAUGCGACUUCCUUGGUGACUAAAUGCGUCAUUCUGUGUGUAUUACUAUCAUCGUCGAGACGUAUUCGAACGGCAUGCGCCAGCUAUCCGUUCUCUGCAUUGUCGUAC
This is a messenger RNA of Rhodofomes roseus, 1012 nucleotides long. RefSeq lists its product as uncharacterized. The coding region runs from base 177 to 923 and encodes 248 amino acids. The record is from RefSeq and is a predicted model, not a curated record. The transcript is spliced from 5 exons. Gene Ontology annotation, molecular function: oxidoreductase activity, acting on the CH-OH group of donors, NAD or NADP as acceptor. Lineage: Eukaryota; Fungi; Basidiomycota; Agaricomycetes; Polyporales; Fomitopsidaceae.